GGCUGGAGCACCCGGCGCGCGCGCCCGAGAGCAUCUCAGCGCCCGAGCUCGUAGCCAGGGAAAAUCCUGCCCUGAAUCUCAACACAGCUGAAGCAACUACUGACACUUUAAAGAUGUGUGCAAGCAAGGAAGAAGAACUGGAAACUGAUGCAUUAAGGAAAUAUUCCAUUUUGCAGAGCUGUGCUGGCGCAACUAAAAGAGAGAUCCCAUCUGCACCCAGGAAGUUGAGAUUUACUCUGGAGAGGUUCAGUGGCAAAUAUGAACAUUUGUCAACUUUUGACAACAACUCCUUGGGACACCAUGAAUUUGCUGGAAUCUAGACCACAGAGCAUUUGCAAUAGCACUUUUAAAUUUUAAUUUAAUUUAAAUCAAAAAAAAAUCAUCUGGAUUAAUUGUAGUCAUGGCUAGCAAAAGAAAAUCCACAACUCCCUGCAUGAUACCAGUAAAAACUCUGGUGCUUCAGGAGACUGAACUGGAUACUGUAGAAGGUGAUCAUGAGGGAACUCAACAGGAUGUUCCUCCUGAAGUGUCAGCAGCUAGUGAUGCUGGUGCAAGUAACAGCAAUAACGGAGCAUUAUCUAAUGGGCAUCGUGGUAUUGCUGAUAGCGAUACUUAUGUGUGCAAGUACUGUGACUUUGGAUCUCAAGAUGUUCAUCAUUUCAUUGGGCAUCUGGAUUCUGAGCACUUAGACUUUAGCAAAGAUCCUGUGUUUGUGUGUGUUGCAUGCAGCUUUUUGGCAAAAAGCAAUGAAGGGCUCUCACACCACAAUGCAGAGUUGCAUGCUGGUGAAACAAGCUUUGUUUGGAGUGUGACUAAGAAAGAUAAUCAUACAACAGUGGAACAAACUCUCUGUGAAGCCAUCAGCAGCCACGACCUUCCAGGAGAGGUCCCUGAAGAAGUGGUGGAUGGUCAGUCUGAAAUUAUCAUCACCAAAACCCCCAUCAUGAAGAUAAUGAAAGGUAAACCUGAGGCCAAAAAAAUCCACACGCUGAAAGAGAACAUAUCAAAUCAACUGAGCAGUGAAUCUGAAGUGAAAGAUGGAGAACAUUCAUUCACAAAUGGGUCCGUGCCGGUCAGCCAGUCCACUGCAAGUUCAGCAAAAUCAUCUCACAUAAUGAAUGGUUCCAUCAUAGGAAACGUGCCUGUUUUGCAGGCUGGUGUUGCACAGCUUGUUUCACUGCCACAGCAACCACCACUGCAUCAGCAGCUACCUACAUCUAAAUCCCUUCCCAAGGUGAUGAUUCCCUUGAGCAGCAUUCCAACAUACAAUGCAGCUAUGGACUCUAACAGCUUCCUGAAAAAUUCUUUCCACAAGUUUCCUUACCCAACAAAAGCUGAACUCUGCUACUUGACUGUGGUGACAAAAUACCCAGAAGAGCAGCUGAAGAUCUGGUUUACUGCACAGAGGUUGAAACAAGGCAUCAGCUGGUCACCAGAAGAGAUAGAAGAUGCCAGGAAAAAGAUGUUUAACACAGUUAUUCAGUCUGUGCCACAACCCACAAUUACAGUUCUGAACACACCAUUAGUCGCAAACCCUGGGAAUGUCCCGCAUCUUAUUCAGGCGACUUUACCUGGGCAUGUGGUCGGGCAGCCAGAAGGGACGGGGGGCCUGCUCGUUACGCAGCCGAUAAUGACAAAUGGGUUGAAAGGAACCAGUUCCUCCUUCACGUUAGCAGUGACCUCAGUUCCCAAAACCCAGCCUGCGACGCAGCACAGCACGGUGAGUUCCAGUAAUGCAUCAACAGUGAAAGUGGUCAAUACUGCCCAGUCUCUGCUCACUGCGUGUCCAGCCAUAUCCUCACAAACUUUCCUAGAUCCCAACAUUUACAAAAACAAAAAGUCCCACGAGCAGCUGUCUGCCCUGAAAGGCAGCUUUUACAGAAAUCAGUUCCCUGGCCAGGCUGAAGUCGAGCGGCUGACAAAAAUCACAGGCCUUUCUGCAAAGGAGAUUCGAAAAUGGUUUAGCGACAGGAGAUACCAUUAUAGGAAUGUGAAAAGUGGUAGAGCCGUGUUUGUGGGAGAUACUCUUGAUUCUCUGCCAGAAAUAACCUUUGAUGAGUCUCCCAAAGGAACAGAGCUGACUUCUACAACAGCAGUAACGCCGGUCGCUCAUCACCAAACAAGACGACAAUCCUGGCAUCAGACCCCCGACUUCACGCUGACAAAAUACAAAGAGCGAGCGCCAGAGCAGCUGAAGGCACUAGAGAGCAGUUUUGCACAAAAUCCUCUUCCGCCAGAUGAAGAGGUGAAUCGCUUGAGGAGUGAGACAAAAAUGACGCGGAGAGAAAUUGAUAGCUGGUUCUCUGAAAGGAGGAAAAAAAAGGUGGCAGAAGAAAAUAAAAAGUUAGAGGAAGCAGUUCAGCAGGAGGAGGAAGAGGCUGAAAAUGGUUGUGGAGAAGAAGACUCUUCAGACGACCUGAGGACCUCAAGUGAAAAUGGCUCAGUCGAUGCGUCUGCCAACAACCCAAAUUCAGCAGAGCGAAAAGUGAGUCCCAUUAAAAUCAAUCUGAAAAAUCUCCGAGUGACAGAGUCCAAUGGCAAAGGCGAAUUACCAGGGAUUAGUGCAAAUGAGAAAGGGGAUGGCAGCUCCAGCCGGCCUCCCACUCCUCAAAAAACCAAAAUGAACUUUAAAAAAACAGCCCAGCAGCGGCAUUUGCUUAAACAAAUGUUUGUGCAGACACAACGGCCAACAAACCAGGAAUAUGAUGCCAUAGUUUCCCAGACGGGCCUGCCGCGGGCCGAGGUAAUUCGCUGGUUCGGAGAUAGUCGAUACGGCUAUAAGAACGGGCAGUUGAAAUGGUAUGAGAACUACAGGCGUGGUAUUUUCCCUCCAGGCUUGGUAGAAAUCAGCCCUGCCGGUAGAGAGGUCUUGGAGGACUAUUACAAAAAGCACAAGGUGCUGCAGGAGGAUGACCUGCAGAGCCUCUGCGAGCGGUCUCAGCUGAGUGCCCCGCAGGUGAGAGUCUGGUUUGCCGUGAAGGCAGAGGAGGAGACCAGGGCCUCGUCCGACACGGGCAGCGAAGACAGAAACAGACUGAACUCUCGUCACCUGCCCUGGAGGAUCUGCACUUACCCGUGCGAAGACAUUUUUGAUUUUUUAAGAAACCCAUGGGCCGGCCUGAUGCACACCUAAGGAGCAGGACAAGGUGUUAAAGCACUGCCGUGAGCGAGACCUUUGAAUACAGCACAUCAGAGUGAGAGUUCACACGAAAACUGGGCACUUACUUAGCGCAGAGCUCUCUGCGAGACGGCCUAGGAGGUGGCUGAGAGCUGGCAGAGGUGGGGGCUGUGAGCGCGGCUCACGCCCAGCAAAGAGGAUGUUCUUAUUUGCUUCCCAGUGGACAGACUUUCAGAUUUCAUAUUCAUAUACUGAUGCCUACAGCUGCCUGUACAAGCAUAAUGAAUCUCAGACAUUGUGUAAACAAGGUCAUUACUUUAGACAUGGACUAUCAUGGCUCAAUACUUUUUUUUUUUUUUUUCCAUCUGUCCGUAAGGUGUUUGUUCUCUAAAGGCUGGCAUGGCUGCAUAAAUGCUCUCUAACUUUCGGGCUUUAAGCCCUGAUAACGAAAAGGUUUGUGUGCAUGUGUGUGUGCAGCUGUGUGCACAUGCGUGUAUGUGUGAGUGUGCGUGGGUUAGGAAAGGAGAGGUCUCUGAGAAGAAAACUGGCAGGCUUGCAUUCAAGUCAAGUGGAAGUUCAGUGGGAUUUUCCUCCCGAAGGUCGAGGUUAGAUUUAGCAUUGUAUACCUUCAAAUAGGUAGCGGAUCUGAAACUCAGAAAACCCAGGAGACGGAGUCUGGUGUCAUUUGUCCCUUGCUGGCUAGAGUACUUUUUCCGCCUCUGCUCUUGGAGACUCGCUGUAGCAGGCUGUUAAAUCUCCAAGUCUCCCUUUAAUCACUGAGGACUAGCACAUAAUAAUUUUUCCAUCCUGACCUGGAAUCCUUUUCAUUGUUUGGAGAGAACAGGCUGUUCUUCGGAGAACAAAUGCAGAGAAUACGCAGCGUUGCUGCUAAUGGCUCGAGCCGUUGUCUCCAAGGGAUCUGUUCGGCAGGCAGCUCUUCUGUAAUCAGGAAGUUUGCCUGUUACAGCCCUUCACGAUAAAUCCUGCUGCAGCGACACUGCUAACUUCCAGAAUUUGCUCCAACCUUUUUCUUCAGUCCAUCUACAGGAGUUCUGGCUUCAUAUGAAGUAGCAAAAUAAUUUUCCCUGUUAAUUUUCAGUACCUGGUUCUUGGUACCUGUACGUUUUAACAUGCCCAUGUUGUCUUGUGCGGUUGCUGUUUGAUACAAUUACUGGAAGAUUUUUUUAUAUUCCUUUCUAAUAGAAAGCAAGGUCUAGAAGGAGCUCUCAACCUAUAGAGUCUAGUCAAAUGCAGUGAGACCAUCCUGUCAUAAACUAAUCAAGCCCCAGAUCAAAACUGCUUCCACGUCUUGCCUUCACUUUUGCUGUUGGAAGGCUAUUCCAGAACUUCAUUGCCUCUGAAUGCUUAGAAACGUCAUUUAAAUUUCUAGUUUGAUUUAAUCAUGGCUGGUUCAUUCCUGGUAUGUUUUGAGGCCAACAUUGUCUUUUAACUUAAAUAGUUUUUGGUGUUUAUCCACUGAUGUAUUUAUGGAGAGUAGUCAUAGCUCCUCAUUUUUGCCAAGCUAACUCAGCCAAGCUUUUUCAGUAGAAGGUUUUUAUUUAGUGAGAGCUUUUAAAUGUGGGAGACUUUAUUGUUGGUGGUAAAUGAUAUUUAUUAGAAGGGUGGGUAGCAAGCCCCAAAGGAUCAGAUCCAGAGAUUUACAAAAAAUCUGUUUCAAAAACAAAAAGCUCUUCCAGAUCCUCUUCCAAAGAUGGUGUCUGAUUUCUAUCUUUAAUUGCAUUUGCUUUUCUGAUUCUUUCUUCAUCCCCUCUUUAAGAGGCUGCCUUACUCAAAUACUAGGAGAUCCGUGCGUUGUCAGUGCAUCGUAGGUGCCUGCGUCUGAGCUCGUGCGGCUCCCACUGCGGUCAGUGGAGAUCUGACUGCACAGCACAAGGUGCAACUCCUGCAACCAGGCAUACGCAGCUACUUUAAAAGAAGAUGAACUGCACCCUAAAGAGAGAUGGGGGCCAGAUGCAGACACCUGAACUGUAACCACAUCCCUCCCUUAGCAGACAGGUGAAUCCUCCCCCAAAUGCGAUGAGCGUGAGCGGUGGCACCAGGCUGACACCAGGCUCCCUGAAUUUCUUCUUCUUCAGAAGCACUACUGCCAGUCAUGCCUUUUAUUUGAGGCAUAACCAGCAACCAUCCCACCUCUGCUGCGUGUUGUCUCAGCAGCACAUCGUGUCUGUGAGGCCGCACUGCUCUCGUCCUGAAGAGCAGAGCUGGGUAUAACGUGAAGGCCGCCACGGUGCCGUGGAUUCAGCCCUUGCCGGUGUGAUCCUGUAUACCCUGCAGCUUCGCAGGUAACGGGGGAAGCUGGGUGUUCCUCGAGCUGAAAACACUAGUUCUAGGAGUCUUGUGGCCUGAGAGUAUGGGUCUAUGUGCAGUGUUACCUUCAGAGAACAAAUACAGGUAGGUAAUUUACUCUCUAUUGUCUAUGUACAUGCAGGUUUAUUUAAAUACACAUAUAUACAGUUCAGAUAUGCCAUUGAUUCUUUAUUGCAUUAAGAUGUACAUUAAAAAUGUACACUUUUACUAACUAAUUGCUAUAUAAAUAUGUUGGAAAUGUAGUUUUCCCUUUCAAGGUGAUUUUCUGUGGGAUUUUUGGUGUACACUUAAAGACUAAGGCUAAUUGGAAGAGUGAUCCCCACUCCAUCUACAGAAAUGCUUAAGGAUUAUGGUAUGAACUGGUCUCUUCAAACCAUUUUUCCAUGCACUAGCUGAAAUUUUUUUGCAUUUGGAUUGUAUUCAACCAGUUUUCCAGAAAAAAAGUGAAAAGAGAAAUCUUGUGAGCUAGGGGGAGAAUUUCCCGGUGUACACAGAAAAAACAGCCUUGAGGGUUGGAAGCUGCUGAGGUUUUUGAGCUUUGUCUCCAUGCAUUCAUACAAGCACAGCAGGAGUUUUCUUUCUUUUGGGUUAGAGGAAUUUUAAAAAGUGGUUCCAUGCAGACUCCCCUCAUACCCGGCGUCCGCGUGAACAGGCUGGCAAGCCCUGUUGCACUGGGGGGGAGGGGGGUAAGACUUAAAGACAAAAACACCGACAUACAGCUUUUGAACCAGAAAUCAAAAAGUAACUGAGUUCCCUUUCUAACUAGCACAUUCUUUGUUAUCUGCAUUUUUAGUUGACUUGGUAUUUCCUUAAAAAUUAAAGCGAAAGAUUUGAGGGUUUAGCUCUGUAGUCUUUUGUUUCCCUAUCGCAUCAUUUUUGAAGCUGAAGAGAGAAGCAGGUGUCAUCUCCAAAUGCAUCAGGUUUUGAUGCAGGCUGACAUUAGAAAUAUGUUUGCAUCUGAACCUGAAAGAAGUAAUUGAGAGGUGGCUUGACAGUCCCAGCAGCAGCUCUUCUGGUGUUAAGAGGAAGCGUCACCACAAUUCUACAUGUAGUGCGAAUAUUUAUCAUCAUUAAUCAACGAUGCCUAUGUUGACUUAAAGAGAGGUCGUGCAACCAGCAUCAGUAGGGAAGGGAAAUUAAUUUCUUCAUCUCCAUCAGCUUUGUGUGAGCUUGGGUUUGAUAGACACAGUAGUAACCAUCAUUUUAAUCCAUGUGAAUCUUGUUAAUUAUUUCUCUGAGGCUGCUUAGAUUAAGGUCACAAUCCAGUUAUUUAAUAACCUGCAACCCUGACUUGUGCUGUACUUGUGUCACUUGUGUAAAGGGCUGCUGGUUCUCCUAAUGCAAGGAACAGAGUUAGUUUAUUUGUUAAUAGCAGGGCCCAGACGAGAUUUCUAGACACAGCUCUGUUUUGUAUCGGUGGGUUAUUUUUCUGUUCCUUAACUAGUAUCCUGGAAAUCCUGAUUUUCUUACUUUAUUUUUUUAGCAGAACACUAAACCAUCAUUUACAGGAAUCUAGUUCCAUUUGCCUGAGAGCUACUGCACACUGUGCCCGCAGCCAGAGGAAUGGCCACAGGUGUUUGCUCCAGCUCGCGGUAGUUAAAGCGGCUGCCUGUCCCCUCGCUGCUGGGGGCUUGCGCUGGUCACUGUGAGAAGCCAUUAGCAAAAGCAGCAGCUGAUGGUGGCUGCGACUAGCAAUCCGGUAGGCAAGCCUGCAGCUUAAUGCAGAACCUUAGCCUGACAGUGACACUCGUGCAGAAGUUGGAGCUGCAAAAUAUCUGCUUGGUUUAUUCUUGUCAUCCCCCAUCUGUUUAGGAGGAUGUGAAGGGUGGGUGUUUUUUUUUUUUUUUUUUUUUCCCUUUUUCCACCAUUUAGUGUUUUGUUUUUAAUGAAAAAGCAACAAUUUUUGUUACAGGUAGAAGUUUGUAACC
This is a messenger RNA of Rhea pennata, 7374 nucleotides long. It is a transcript of the gene ZHX3, whose product is annotated as zinc fingers and homeoboxes 3. Gene Ontology annotation, biological process: regulation of transcription by RNA polymerase II. The coding region runs from base 401 to 3133 and encodes 910 amino acids. Gene Ontology annotation, cellular component: nucleus. The transcript has 5 exons. The record is from RefSeq and is a predicted model, not a curated record. NCBI's taxonomy places the organism in Eukaryota, Metazoa, Chordata, Aves, Rheiformes, Rheidae. Gene Ontology annotation, molecular function: DNA-binding transcription factor activity, RNA polymerase II-specific; DNA binding.